GAGGGUCGACACAUCCGCCCAGUUUUCCGAUGUUUCAUUCCCCCCGAGUUGAAAAUGGAGUUCGAUUAAAGCAGAUGUCCACCAACUUCUCAAGGAAAUUUCAAGUCUGGGUGUUUUUACUUCACGCACCAGUAUUCAUAUUGAAGACGGUUGAACCCUUUGUUGGCUUUGGAUGCCUUUACUGCACAUUACUCGGACACGUUGACGGAGCAACGCCGCACAGCGCUUUUUCAAGUGUUGUCCUGGACCUGAAGUUGGCGAAUGGAUGCUCGACAGCCAGCCAUAAAUAACCUGCCAAACGAUACACUCUACAACAAUUUCUGCAUUUUUUGAGGAUCUGUACGCAUUCUUGCAAAGCGGGGAUCUGCGUUUGGUGAAGAGGAUGGUGCCGAUGGCCCAUUUGUUGUGGUCGGAUUUUACUUCCAAGGAGGAUAAAAUGAAUCAACGGUUGUCAUUCCUCCUCUCGAUUUAACGUUAGUUCCAGCCAGCAGAGCUAACGUUAAGCUAGCUUCACUUGGUAUUCACAGGGACGCUUAGUUAGGCAUGCCCCAUUGUACAUCGUUUACUUACUAUCCAAAAUAGGGGUGAUUUCUAUAUGUGAAGGAAAAUGGUGAUAUUUGUGGUAUUUUAUCCCGCCAUCACUGCGUCGUCGAUGCUAUUGCUAGGAUUUGGAUCCCCGUGAGGAAAAAAAUGAGUGAAGAUUCAACAAAUCCAAACAACGAUGACAGUUAUGCGCGUGUGAGAGCAGUGGUCAUGACUCGGGAUGACUCCAGCGGUGGGUGGCUUCCCCUGGGGGGUGGAGGCCUUAGCUGUGUCACUGUCUAUAAGGUUAGCCGGGCGGAGGACAGCAGCAGCACCCACAGUGGAGGCAGCGGAGGAAGCAGCAGCAACCUCAGCCCCUGUAGCACCAGUCCUAGUCCCAGUCCCAGCCCCAGUCCCAGCCCCACUGCUGUGGAGUUCCACAUCAAGGGCGAGAGGCUCAAAGACAAACUGGUGGUCCUGGAGUGUGUCCUACAGAAAGGCCUUGUAUACAACAAGGUCAACCCCAUCUUCCACCACUGGAGAAUCAAUGACAAGAAGUUUGGACUGACUUUCCAGAGCCCCGCUGACGCCCGUGCUUUUGACCGGGGCAUACGCCGGGCCAUUGAGGACAUCAACCAGGGUUGUCGGUCGUUUGGGGAAGGGGAUACUCCCGAGGAUGGACUACCGGUGUGUGAUGAGCCUCCCUCCAUCUGUACCCCAAUGAAAGAGCCAUUCUCUCCCCUGAACAACGUCGUCUCCACCGAGCCUUUCAGGGGCUGCUACGUCCGCGCCCAGCCCUUCGACGAGUUCCCCUCCAGCAACCGCCGCUACCUGCCUCCACAGGUCUCCUUUAAGUCGACUCGUCAUGUCAGUUUUCACAUGGAUGAAGAGGAGAUUGUUCGCAUCAACCCACGCAAAGACGUGCUCAUCCGCCGCUACGAGGACUACCGCCACCCUGUCAUGUGGAAACAGGAGGCUGACCACGAGGACCCGGACUUCCCCACUGCCUUCCACAAACUGGACAGUAAGAAGUGCGAGUACCUCUUCCCCGAUGGCCCCGGUGGGGACUCCCACUCUGGCCCUGGUAUGGGAAUUGGAACAGGUAUGGGGCUGGGUAUGGGCAAGGACACAGCCAUCAAGACUCAGCCCUCGCCCCUGCUUAAGUCCAAGAAGGGCCGACGGCGACGAGAGGACGGUGAGCGAUCACGCUGCAUCUACUGUCGGGAGAUGUUCAACCAUGAAGACAACUGGCGGGGGCAGUGCCAAGACGCCCCCGACCCGAUCAAGCAGUGCAUCUACAAAGUCAGCUGCAUGCUGUGCGCCGAGAGCAUGCUGUACCACUGCAUGUCCGACUCCGAGGGCGACUUCUCAGACCCCUGCUCAUGUGACACAUCUGACGAGCAGUUCUGCCUACGCUGGCUGGCCCUAGUGGCGCUGUCCUUCAUCGCGCCCUGUAUGUGCUGCUACCUGCCCCUGCGCGCCUGCCACCACUGUGGCGAGGCCUGCCGCUGCUGUGGGGGCAAGCACAAGGCCGCAGGGUGACCCGACGCCGGACUCUGGGACACCCUCAAAGCUAGCUAACACAGGAAGUGGAUAAAAGCGGAAAAUUAAAAGCCGGCAUCCUUUUUUCAUUCCCCUCUCAGACGGGGUGAUAUGUUGUUGAUCCCCAGCUCUGAGGGCUUUUGGAGAUUUCAGUUUGUGUUUGUCGCCGACAAGCAGCAGUGGAGGACAAACCAUAUGCUUUGUGGGGGCUCUGAGCAUCAAGCUAAGUUCAGGAGCUUAAUCUGAGGAAAAGAGGAGGAGGAAACGUCCAGAUUAAUAGACUUGGAGAUGUUACUAAACAUACCUGUACACACGCACGCACGCACGCACACACACACCUCGCACAUUCACACUAAUGCAUUGACAAAGCCAGGCCACAAAUGUCAGAACUCUACUACAAGUAAUGUGUAACUCUAUGAAGGAAAAUUGUCUUUUGUACAGAGAGCGACAACAUAAUGACAAAAAAGAAAACAAAACUAUUCUGCGUUCAGAAAAAUACUUGCUGUUUGAGUAUGCUAAAAGGGAUAUGUUCUUGCUUUUUUGUGAAUUUGCAGUUGGGUAACAGUGGCCUUUCCUUCACGGCUUAAGCAUUUGCUGACAAUGUAAUUACUAGACAGAGAAAAGUGCACUAGAAAUGGUAUUCCCCCCGCCGAGUAAAGGUAACCCUCUCAAACUCUUGUGGUACAUUAACCACAGUAUUUAGUGUAACUUUAACAUUUGAGAGAUGUUGCUGUGGUGGUUGUAUGGCCAAUUGAUUUCCUUGUUUUCCUUUCCGUGGAAUGUUUAAAAAAAAGAUCAAAAUAACAACUUGUUUCUGAAGGUACAGCUUGGCAUAGCUUUUGACAUUCAUUUCGAAGAUGUUCCAAUGAUAACCUUGCCUUCCCGAGGUGAUUUAGAACAUUUGAUUGCAUUCCAAAAUAAAGGGAUUGAUUCCAUGAUUAGAAGGGAAAAAAUGGUAAUGACUUCACCAUGCAGAGUUCCCCAAAAUAGGUUUUCCACAUCACAAAAAUAGCAUUAGAACCUCUUGAACCAUUUAAAUUGAAACCGAUACAUGACAAUUUCGUUUACUCCAGUGAAUCUCACUUUUAGUACAGUUAUUUACUGCUGUAGUGGAAUUGUUGUUUUGUUUCCUCAUUGUUAUUUUCCUACUCAUUUUAUAAUUAUUUUUGAAACAAAGGCUGAAAUGUUGCUCAACCAGCAAGUUUUGUUUUGGUGAGUACAGGUGUUACAGUGCUCCUUGGUUAAAUGAUAAGGCACUUAAAUUAGGCUAUUCUUUGAUUGAGAAACCCUCAGAUUUUGGAAUUAGUCUGUACAUAAAUUUUACUUAUUUAACCUCCAAUUUGGCCUGGGCGAAACCCUCCUGAAAGCACUGCUUUCCAAGCUUUGGUUGCAGCCCCCUCUUCACAUUUCCAUGUGUGUCCCGUGAAAUUGCUUUAUCCUUUGCUUUCUUUUAUUUCCCCCCCAUAUCUUGUGUAAAUGUAGUAUUUUUAUUUGUUCUUUGAAAGUUAGUAAACUCCUUCCCAUGUGUCUUCAUUUAACACGCCUUGAAUGAAUGAAAGCAUUGUUUUCAGGAAAAAAAAAAAAAAAAACA
Molecule: messenger RNA, 3655 nt
Organism: Xiphias gladius (swordfish)
Lineage: Eukaryota; Metazoa; Chordata; Actinopteri; Istiophoriformes; Xiphiidae
Gene: spred1
Product: sprouty related EVH1 domain containing 1
Exons: 6
Coding region: 691-2064 (457 amino acids)
Biological process (GO): multicellular organism development; negative regulation of MAPK cascade
Cellular component (GO): membrane
Molecular function (GO): protein kinase binding
Source: RefSeq, a predicted model, not a curated record